Striga asiatica is the source of this 351-nucleotide messenger RNA. The record is from the annotation of a GenBank genome assembly. Lineage: Eukaryota; Viridiplantae; Streptophyta; Magnoliopsida; Lamiales; Orobanchaceae.
AUGUGUUGUCCUCAGAGGGGUGGUAAUCAAAAGGUCCUCGAGUUACCUAGGAAUUAUCUCAGCAUUAUUAUUAGAAAUGGAGCAAAUACAAAGAUCAAUAAUUAUAACUGGGUUCUUGGGAUUCAGGGAGGCAAACCACAGCUAAGAGUGCAAAUUGAUGGACACCUGUUCUGUGUAAAAGAUCUUUUGGUUGCAGGAGGUUGUGGUUGGGAUGAAGCUAUUGUCAAAACUCUGUUUGAAGAAGAACCUGCAGUCAAAAUCUUACAGAUAAAAUCUUUGAACCCUAGAGCUUCAGAUAUAUGGGGAUGCUCAUUCCUGUCUAAGGGCUCUUUCUUUGUGAAAGAUUCAUAA